Messenger RNA from Pocillopora verrucosa, 3192 nucleotides. RefSeq lists its product as uncharacterized. The record is from RefSeq and is a predicted model, not a curated record. NCBI's taxonomy places the organism in Eukaryota, Metazoa, Cnidaria, Anthozoa, Scleractinia, Pocilloporidae. Gene Ontology annotation, molecular function: RNA binding.
AUGGCUUUAGCUUCACAGACAAGAAGACCCUCUGAGGAUCAGAAAUGUCUUUUAAGAAGAAAUUCUCAAAAUUCUAUCUGUAGUCCAGUCGUGGAAAGGGUUGAUUUUUGUAGAAAUAAACCUAGGCUGGUUGAACUUGAAAAACAGCUUUAUUCCUUGGCAAAUGGUGGUGAGAAUUCAGAGGAAGUUAUGAGGACUUGUCAGACCUUGUUGGGUGACGCUGAGAACACCAAUGAAACAUUCAAUGUGUUUUGCUCCUGUUGCAAGGUUGACAGAUACAAAGAACCAACUAUAGCACAGCUCUUUUAUGACCUUGUCAAUGUGCAAAAUGGUUCUUCAUUGCUUACUGAGUUGGAAAUGGCUUGUGAGGAAUUAUUGAAAGUACUAACUCAUCUUGGCACUCCAAACACACUUCAGUUUAAUGUUGUUUCCCUCCUGCACAAUCUGAGCAGGUUAACUGAUAUCCCUUCUUCACACUUAGAGGCUGUUCAGAGCUACCUGGAAGAAAUUGCUAGGGCUUUGUGGCCAUACAGCAAACCUCUUGCUCCAAACUUAUGGGUUAGUGAAGCAUUUUGUGAUGCCCAGUGUGACAUCCUUAAAGCCUGUGGGAAGUUUCUUGAAGAGAAGUGUCCUGUAAAUACAGAAAGAACAUUCCAGAUGAUCAGUAACAAGUUAAUUUCUGGAGAGAUUUCAAAGUACUCUAGGUUUCGGCUACUUGAGAUUCAGGAAUUACGGUCAUCUGGUUGGAAGGUGUCAGAGGCAACAAAGAAUUAUUACAAGGGAGCAUAUUUAAAGUUUUUUGACCAACAUCAGAAGGAUUUGUCAUGCAGAGAUACACAUGUCCAAACUGAAGCAAUUUCCUCCAGAAAUGAAUCAAGAAUGGUCGAUGCUAAGGCAGAGGGUGCUGAUCUUAGAAGAAUCAAGCCUGUUGCAGUGCUGAGAAUUAAUGAGUCUGAAUUACGAAAGUCAUUUGGGAACAUACAGCAAGAGCUUUCAUUAGCUCAGGAUGCAAUUCUCAAGGAGAAAGACAAGGAGGCUUAUCUCAAAUUAUAUCCUUUUGGUGAUGGUGAGAAAUUGGCUACAUGUAAACAGCCUGUAUCUUUGAAUAAACUUGCACCCCAUGUUUCUCUCACUAACAAUAUUCUUCAAGAAGCAUCCUCUUCUUCCAACUCAAGUGAUGGUAGUGAUGAUGUUUUUGCUACGAAUGACAAAGUGGGCUUUGAGAAGAAAAUACGUGAAGUUCAUCCUGCCUUACAUUGGGAGGAAUUUAGAGAGCCGAGACAUUCAUUCAAGAGUGAUUCCUCACUAACCUCAGAUUCUGAAUGUUUAGUCACCAGAAUGGCAUCUUUGUCACUGUCAGAUACAGAAGAAAACAUGAUUAAUGAUGAUGUGACCACCAUUGGAAAGGUUUUAUCAAAUUCGAUAAACUCUUCUGAGGUCAAGGAGCUGUCUUCUGGGUUAGUUAUUAAUACUUGUCCACUCAAAUCAAUUGCAGCAAGUCAUGAAGAGCAGCAUUUAAACAUUGUCCCUAGUGAGAAAAAAAUUGGUGAUCCAAAGAAUAAAACCACUGAAAGGGAUGGAGAAAAUUGGGAAGAAAAAACAGUGUUAAGCUCUGAAAAAUCCUUGGAAAAUGCUAAUGACAACAGUCCAGUCACUGAGAAUUGGAGGGAAAGGAAACCAGCUAAAACAGACAAGUCUCAGGAUGAUGGUAAUGGUCAUUACACAGUUGCUGACACCUGGAAAGAGAGAACAUUGGUUAAUUUGAAAGAAGCACAAAACAAUAACACCAUUAAUGCUUAUUGUGAAAAUUGGAGAGAGAGAAAACUAUCUAACAUUGGCAAAUCAGAUGAGGAUAUCCAUGGCCAUCAUGUAGUUACAGAAAACUGGAGGGAAGAGCCAUUGGUAGAUUUAGAAGACCCAGGUAGGAAUUGGAGAGAAAGUAAAAUGCCAAUUCUAAACAAAUCACCAGAAGUUGUGGGAAAUUGGAGGGAAAGUCCACUAGUGGCCUUUAGAGAACCACAGAACAGCUUUAUCAAUAAUUUGUCUGGGAUAAACUACAGGGAACAAAAGCCUGAAAAGUUUAUCGACUUUUGGAGCGGUGGUUCUGAUCAGAAGAACUGGCGAGAUAGAAAAUCCAUGAGUUUGGAUGAGUCCAAACAAGAUCCUACCUCUACAGCUAGUCAGCAAACAAGGAGACAUAGUCUGAGUGAUCUACAACUUGAAAGGCAAAACUCUCAUGAAAAAGGAAAUAAGAGAGGUUUUGGGCUUCCAAAACCAGAUGAACAGGUUGACAUAGCAGGAAGAACUGAGCAUUUCAAGGAAGAGACAGUUGAGGUUCAAAUGACACAAGAAGAGACUGAGGGUCUAAAAGGGUGGCAGCUGAGAGAAAUUCAGGCUGAUACUGGCUGUAAGAUACACGCCAACAGAGAAAAGUGUGUUCUUACAAUAACUGGUCACCCUCAGCAGUGCAAGGUUGCAAAAAAGAAAGUUUACAGUGUCAUUGCUGCCCUCCAAGAGCAGUUUGGUGCACUUGUUCCACUGUCGGAUGUGGUUCUUCAGCACCUCCAGUCAGAUGGAUGCAGCAUCCUGGCUGAUAGAUUGGCAUUUUUUUCUUUGGCAAGUGUUACGAUGAUUAAUGACACUCAACUGUUUAUAUCUGGUCGUCGAAACUGUGUGAAUCAUGCAAAAGCACAGCUGGCCAAGAUCAAGGUUAUGUUGAGGUAUACCGAUGAUCCUGACGUAGCACGCCCCAGCCAAAAGGACAGCAGCGAAGAGAAGCAUCAAUUGGUAGAGGAACUUUUUGCGACACUAGAGCGAGGAGAGAACACAACAGGUCAAAGCUAUCACACGGAGCAAGCUGGUGUCAGUGCGGAACAGGCUCCCACUAAAGAAGGCUUAUCAAGAGAAUUUAUACUCAGUUGUGCCCUUUCACCAGUAGCUAGGCAACGCCCUGUUAAUAUCAGUCUGGACAGGACAGAAGACUGGGUCAGGGAGAUCGUCUUGGGCGAUGGAAGAAGAGGAGAACGGGACAGCCUUCAUAAGCAGAUACAGAGAAAGGGGUUUGGAUCUCCUAUGAACACGAACAACCUCCAAGAUGGAACUGAAACGAGCACAUCUUAAAUAGUAUUUUUACAGAAAACUGAAUCUUUGCAAGAAGACAAUUGAACAUAGUCAUAAGGAACGUUGCGUUUA